CGGAGUCUUUUUGUUUGAUUAGAUCUCAGGCGACUACAAAUAUUUCAUAGUAUUUAAUGAAGAAGAGAACAUGACCAACAACGUAAAUGAAAGGACCAAGGACCCCCAUGUCUGUGGACUCACCUGCCUGGGUCCUCUGACCUUCCACCCUGAGGCGGUGGGUAAGAAGAUCACCCUCAGCCAUGGCAACUGCAGGGCCUCGAGAGACUUGGAGACCUUCAGGGACGGCCUGGUGUUCAGCAGUCGCCCAGUGAAGCCCAGGGAGAAGGUCCAGUUCCGGGUGGAGCGCAGUCUUCUAGCCUGGGAGGGCGGUGUGCGGGUCGGCUUCACCAACGUAUGCCCGACCACCGCCGGACCACUUCCUCCGCUGGCCUGUCCCGACCUCGCAGACAAGCCCGGGUACUGGGCUUUGCCAGUGCCACAACGGGACUGCCCACCUGGUACCAUGGUCUCCUUCUGGAUGGAUUCAACUGGACUGUUGUGUUACAAGACACCCGCUGAAACUUUCUGUGAUCAGACUGAUUUGGACCUCUCUCGGCCUCUCUGGGCUAUUAUUGAUAUCUACGGCCAGUCAACUACGGUGCUUUUACUCGGUUCUGUACGAAGGUUGAAUCGAUUUAUUAAGACAUCCUCCUGCCCUAUUCCUCGUAGCACAUUUGAAUGUGGCUAUGAAGAUACUCCACCUGAAUUAAAGAAAAGGAAAGCCAUCGCUGAAAGGAAGCUGAAACAGCAUCAAGAAGAUCAAAGUAACAAUAACAACUCUCAGAGAACAGGGUGCAGCAAGCAGGACUUGUGUGCGGUGUGUCUGGACCGUGAAGCUCGUCUGGCCCCCCAGUGUGGACAUCGCUGCCUGUGCCUCCCCUGUGCUAACAGGGUGUUUGAGGAAUUCGGCACGUGUCCACUGUGUCGGCAGAUUAUCUAGAAUUGUCCAAGAGCUGGAUGUGGAGCUGCCGUGGUACACAUAGACCCAUAAGGACAUUGACUGGUUUCAGUCCAGGCACAUUUGGAAGAUGCUACGUACACUCUACCUCAAGCAGUAAUAUGUUAUUGCACUCUGAACAUUUUGUACAGUAUACUUUCAUAAUUAUUCUAUUCAGGCAGACUUUCCAGUGUUGAUCAAUGUGAAUUUUAGCCUGGGUUUACACCAUAAUGUUUUUUAUUUCGUAUAAACAUUUAAUUCGGCACUUGUACAUAUUUAUGAAUAUUUCUGUGAAAUCAGGAUAUCAGGAAUACUAGGAUGAUAUGUCCAAUAGUUGAUCAAGGUAACUUGAAUGAAGUUUUAAUAACAAUUGCAGAAUAAAAUGUUGAUCGGUCUAAUCUGUGAAGUGUUUACACGAUAAAGUAUUGUAUUUUAUGUAAAUAUUUCA
Messenger RNA from Alosa alosa (allis shad), 1367 nucleotides. RefSeq names its product E3 ubiquitin-protein ligase NEURL3-like. Gene Ontology annotation, molecular function: ubiquitin protein ligase activity. Lineage: Eukaryota; Metazoa; Chordata; Actinopteri; Clupeiformes; Clupeidae. The transcript has 4 exons. The record is from RefSeq and is a predicted model, not a curated record. Bases 71 to 922 code for a protein of 283 amino acids.